Fusarium keratoplasticum is the source of this 1092-nucleotide messenger RNA. Its product is annotated as Actin-related protein 2/3 complex subunit. Gene Ontology annotation, molecular function: actin filament binding. The transcript has 3 exons. Gene Ontology annotation, cellular component: Arp2/3 protein complex; actin cytoskeleton. Gene Ontology annotation, biological process: Arp2/3 complex-mediated actin nucleation. Lineage: Eukaryota; Fungi; Ascomycota; Sordariomycetes; Hypocreales; Nectriaceae. The record is from RefSeq and is a predicted model, not a curated record. The coding region runs from base 1 to 1092 and encodes 363 amino acids.
AUGGCCGCUCCCGAAGUUCACCACCUCUUCCACAACCCCAUCGCCGACCACUCGUUCUCGGCCGAUCGUUCCGUCCUCGCCGUCGCUCGUGACACCGCUGUUGAGCUCUACGGCAGAGUCGGCAAUGCCUACAAGCUGAAGGACGAGCUCAAGGGCCACGACAAGACGGUCACGAGUGUCGACAUUGCUCCCAACAGCGGGCGCAUUGUGACCUGCUCUCAGGACCGUAACGCCCUGGUCUGGGAGCCCUCUCCCACCGGUUACAAGCCGACUCUUGUUCUGCUCCGAAUCAGCAGGGCUGCCACGUUUGUGCGCUGGUCGCCGUCCGAGACCAAGUUCGCCGUCGGCUCCGGCGACCGUGUCAUCGCCGUCUGCUACUUUGAGGAGGAGAACGACUGGUGGGUUUCCAAGCACCUGAAGAAGCCCAUCCGCAGCACCAUCACGAGCGUUGCCUGGCACCCGAACUCGGUCCUCCUUGCCGCCGGCUCCACCGAUGCCCACGCCAGAGUCUUUUCUGCCUUCAUCAAGGGUAUGGACGCCCGUCCUCCUCCCGGAGUCUGGGGCGAGCGACUCCCUUUCAACACUGUCUGUGGAGAGUACCUGAACAACUCUGCUGGCUGGGUUCACUCGGUUUCUUUCUCCCCAAGCGGUGACAGCCUUGCCUUUGCUGCUCACGACAGCAGCAUCACUGUUGUGUAUCCCUCCGGACCUGAGCAGCCUCCCCGCGCUGUUGUCACUGUCACCACCCAACAGCUGCCUUUCAAGAGUUUGAUCUGGACCAGUGAGGAUGAGAUCAUUGCUGCCGGUUAUGACUGUGAGGCCUUCCGCUUCCAGGGAGGUGAGGGUGGUUGGCAACUGGCUGGUACCAUCGAGACAAAGGGCCGCCCCAGCCUGGGCGAGCACCGUGAGGAGUCUGCCCUCAACAUGUUCCGACAGAUGGAUCUGAAGGGCAAGGCCAAGGACGACACUCAGCUCAAGACGGUCCACCAAAACACCAUUAGCACCGUUCGACCUUUCGAGACUGAUGGGGAGCGUGUGACCAAGUUUAGCACAAGCGGCGUUGAUGGUAGGGUUGUGGUCUGGGCUGCGUAG